AUGAGCAUGGAUUCCAUCACCAUGAAACAACUUGGUAGCAUCCUUACCAAUAUGCUCCAGCAAGUCCGGCUCUCUACCAGGAUGGUGACCCACAAAUUCCUCAACGUCAUGAACAACAACACCAUUAAUGAGCAAGCGCCGACCAUUCUUAACACGUACUGUGAACUUUUCCAAGCUCAACACCGGAAGUUCAUCAACCGGAAUACCCCAAGAAAUCCUCUGACGCUGGAGUUCCAAUCGUCGUUGAAUUUUCUGGAAUUGACCCUUUUGAAUCUUAUUCACCAGAAACCGCUUCAAGUCCGUAGCAAGACCCAUCUUCUCACAGAGCCAGAUGACCCACUUCGUUGGGUCCCAUUGAAACCACCUGAUUCCAUUGGGAUAGUCAACCGGGGCCUCAUGGUGGAAGUUAUGAUAUCUUCUCCCUAA
Messenger RNA from Penicillium cinerascens, 426 nucleotides. RefSeq lists its product as uncharacterized. The record is from RefSeq and is a predicted model, not a curated record. The transcript has a single exon. Bases 1 to 426 code for a protein of 141 amino acids. NCBI's taxonomy places the organism in Eukaryota, Fungi, Ascomycota, Eurotiomycetes, Eurotiales, Aspergillaceae.